Messenger RNA from Batrachochytrium dendrobatidis JAM81, 2394 nucleotides. Its product is annotated as bifunctional anthranilate synthase/indole-3-glycerol-phosphate synthase. The transcript has a single exon. Gene Ontology annotation, cellular component: cytosol. Lineage: Eukaryota; Fungi; Chytridiomycota; Chytridiomycetes; Rhizophydiales. Gene Ontology annotation, molecular function: phosphoribosylanthranilate isomerase activity; indole-3-glycerol-phosphate synthase activity; anthranilate synthase activity. The coding region runs from base 1 to 2394 and encodes 797 amino acids. Gene Ontology annotation, biological process: L-tryptophan biosynthetic process. The record is from RefSeq and is a predicted model, not a curated record.
AUGACUACGCUGCUGAUUGACAACUACGACUCUUUUACUUGGAACGUAUAUCAACUGUUGUCAGAACUUGGAGCCAAUGUCAAAGUGGUUCGCAAUGACCUCAUUACCAUUGACGAGGCCAUUCGUUUAAACCCGAGAAAUGUUGUUAUUUCUCCUGGGCCAGGUCAUCCUUCUACUGCUGGCAUAUCAAACGAUAUUAUUCGACAUUUUGCUGGACUGAUUCCUAUUCUUGGAGUAUGUCUGGGUGAACAGUGCAUAUAUGAAAUAUACGGCGGGACUGUUUCUCGUGUUGGAGAACUCGUUCAUGGUAAAACCACUCAAGUCAUGCAUGAUGGCUUGUAUUUAUACGAUGGAGUUCCUCAGAAUAUUGAAUGCACUCGCUAUCACUCACUUGCUGGCACUCUCGAUACUCUUCCAGAUGUUCUCACCAUCACUGCUCGUACUGCCAGUGGUGUUAUUAUGGGUGUUCGUCACAACGAUCUGGUCAUGGAAGGUGUCCAAUUCCAUCCCGAAUCCAUCGCCAGUGAAUCGGGUCGUAAGCUGUUUGCCAACUUCCUGUCCUGGGAAGGCGGUCAUUGGUCUUCUCUUAAAAUCAAGGCACACUUGGUCAACUACGAUGAGGCUACCGAGCUAAACCGUGUUGCUUCUGCCGCUUCGUAUCCUGGCGUUGGCAAUGGCAUUCCUCUAUCUGCCAUCACCAAGCUUAAUUCUACUUCUAAAUCUGUCACCACCACAGCUACUGGCCCAUCUGAGAAUAUUCUUGAAAAGAUCACUCGACAGAGAAAACGGGAUGUUGUUGCUGAUAUGACCAAACCUGGAUGUUCAUUCCUUCAUCUUCAACGCUCCAUUGCUCUUGGCUUGGCUCCUAUUGCCAUCAACUUCAAAGACCGACUUGUUCAAAACGAUCAAGGUCAGGUUGCUGUUCUUGCUGAAAUCAAAAGAGCUUCUCCGUCCAAAGGUGAUAUCUGUCCAUCUGCUCAUGCUGCAACCAUUGCUCAAACAUAUGCUGUUAGUGGUGCAUCUGCCAUCUCUGUCUUGACUGAACCUACUUGGUUUAAAGGAUCUCUUUCUGACAUGUUACAGGCCAGAUUGGCUGUUCAACAUAUCACCAAUCGUCCUGCUAUUUUGUGCAAAGAUUUUAUUAUCGAUCGCUACCAGAUCUUGCAAGCUCGAUUACAUGGUGCAGAUACACUGCUACUGAUUGUAGCUUGUCUUACUGAUGAUCAGCUUUUGAGUCUUAUGUCAUUUUCUCGUCAACUCGGCAUGGAACCACUGGUUGAAGUUGCUUCGGCAGAAGAAAUGCAGCGUGCAGUAAAGCUGGGAUCGCAAGUCAUUGGGGUCAACAACAGAGAUCUUAAAACAUUUAGUGUAGAUACUUCUCGCACUACUGAACUUGCUAGUAUGGUGCCAUCUGAUGUUGUAUUGAUUGCUCUAAGUGGCAUUACUUGUCGUAGAGAUAUUGAACCUUAUCUUGCUGCUGGUGCUCGUGGCGUGUUGGUUGGAGAGGCUCUUAUGAAGGCAUCCAACAAACACGCAUUCAUUGGAUCUCUUGCUGAUCCAUCUAUUCCUUACUCGGAAUCAUUUCAAUCUGCAUCCAUGGCUCAUUCUCAGCGUGUCAAAAUAUGCGGCAUCACAAAUACAAAGGACGCAAUAGCUGCUGUUGAUGCGGGUGCUGAUUUUUUAGGUCUGAUAUUUGCUUCUUCCUCUGCUCGUCGUGUAGAUGCAACACAGGCAGCUGAAAUUGUAUUGUCUGUACGAAAAGAAACCAACACUCAUCGAUCUGUAACACCAUUCUCUCGAGUAUUGGCUACAUCCUUUCCCACAUAUGCUUCACACACUAUGAAUGCCUCUCCAGAAGCAUGGUUCAUGUCUCGAGCAACUGAUGGUGUUUUGCCUCGUCGUACUCCACUGUUUGUCGGCGUUUUUACCACUCAAAGUGCAUCAGAGAUUCAGUCCAUCGUUGACACAGUUGGCUUGGAUUUGGUUCAGAUGCAUAAUGCUACACCCGAUCCUGAUCUACCCGCUCUCAUAUCUGUUCCUACUAUACAAGUUCUUCAUGUCGAUCCAACUACAACAGGCGAAGCAUUGCUACAGCAAAUUUCGUCAUUUUCUCAUCGUGCGUCUUUUAUUCUACUAGACACUUCUGCGGCUGCUGGCAGUGGAUCUGGUGGCAGUGGUCAGGUAUUUGAUUGGAGCGUGGCGAAAAAAAUCUCGGCCUUGAAAAUUCCCUUUUUUUUGGCUGGUGGACUAUGUUCAAAUAACGUUUCCGAAGCCGUUUCGACUGCACAGCCAUGGUGCGUUGAUGUAUGCUCAGGAGUAGAAAUGGAAGGAAAAAAAGGAAUCAAGGAUGAAUCCUUGAUGCAACUGUUUGUCAAGAAUGCUGCUUUUAGAUGA